Malassezia japonica is the source of this 2013-nucleotide messenger RNA. It is a transcript of the gene GUF1, whose product is annotated as Translation factor guf1 mitochondrial. The transcript is spliced from 3 exons. Bases 1 to 2013 code for a protein of 670 amino acids. Gene Ontology annotation, biological process: positive regulation of translation. Gene Ontology annotation, molecular function: GTPase activity; GTP binding; mitochondrial ribosome binding. Gene Ontology annotation, cellular component: mitochondrion. Lineage: Eukaryota; Fungi; Basidiomycota; Malasseziomycetes; Malasseziales; Malasseziaceae. The record is from RefSeq and is a predicted model, not a curated record.
AUGGCGGGCGUGCGUGGGGUGCAGCGCAUCGCGCUCCUGGGCGCCCACCUGGCGCGGCCAGCGGCAUGCAGUGCGCCACGGCGCCUCUUUCACGCGUGCUGCGUGGUGAGCGUGCCGAAAAAGGAGAUUGCGUUUGAUACAUUCGAGACGCGCACCUUUUCCAUCAUUGCGCACAUUGACCAUGGCAAGUCGACGCUUGCCGACCGCCUGCUCGAGCAGACACAUACCAUUCCGAGCGACGGAUCGAACAAGCAAGUGCUCGACAAGCUCAAGGUCGAGCGCGAGCGCGGCAUCACGGUCAAGUCCCAGGCAGUGAGCAUGGUGUACAAAGACCCCGCACGCGAAGCGGAGCGUCUGCCGCCGAUCCUGCUCAACCUGAUCGACACGCCGGGACACGUCGACUUUGCCUAUGAGGUGCGCCGCAGUCUAUCCGUGUGCCAAUCCGCGCUGCUCGUCGUGGACGCGACGCAGGGCAUCCAGGCACAGACCAUCUCGGUGUACAAGAUUGCGAAGCAGUGUGGUGUCACCAUCAUUCCCGUGCUGAACAAGGUCGAUCUGCCUGCAUCCGAUCCCGAGCGGUGCGUCGGGCAGCUCUCCGACAUGCUCGGGAUGGACAUGAGCGACCCGGCGAAUGCGCCGCUGCUGGUCAGUGCCAAGACCGGCAAGGGCGUGCCUGCCGUGCUGCACGCGCUGGUCGAGCGUACGCCGCCGCUGCCUGGCGUAGAUGGCGUGUCGCUCGAGCAGCGUGGCCUCAAAGGAUUCCGCGCGCUGGUGUUUGACAGUUGGUACGACAAGUACCGCGGCGUGAUUGCGCUGGUGAGCAUCACUGACGGCGCGGUCAAAAAGGGCGACACGGUCGCUUCGCACCACACCGGCAAGCGCUACGAGGUGCUGGACCUCGGCGUGAACAACCCCGAGCCGAUUUCGACGUUGAUCCUGCGCAAGGGCCAAGUCGGCUGGAUGAUUACCAACAUGAAAGACACGGCAGAGGCGAAUAUCGGCGAUACCUUUUACCGUGCCGGCGAGCAGGUGCCUGCGCUCCCCGGCUUCCGGCCCGCCCUGCCGACGGUCUUUGCAGGCAUCUUUCCAACGGACAAGUCGGACUUUUUGAAGCUCGAGGACGCGAUCCAGCGCCUGGCGAUCAACGACCGCUCGAUCACGAUGCAGCGCGAGUCGAUGACGGCGCUCGGCCAGGGCUACCGCCUCGGCUUCCUGGGCACCCUGCACCUCGAUGUAUUCCGCCAGCGCCUCGAGGACGAGUACGGCCACGAGAUUCUGGUGACGACGCCGACGGUGCCCUUCCGCAUUACCUACCGUGACGGCACGCAGACGCUCUGCUCGAACCCCGUCGAAUUCCCCGACGAGUCGAUCCGCAAGACGCACGUCGAGCUGAUGGAGGAGCCGUACGUCGUCGGCUCGCUCGUGUGCCCCGAAGAGUAUACCGGAGCGAUGAUGGAGCUCUGUGCAGAGCACCGUGGCGAGCAGAUCGACAUUGAGUUUUCGAGCGGCGGCGCGUCGCAAGUGCAUAUGGAGUACCAGCUGCCGCUCGCCGAGGUUGUGACCGACUUCUUUGACAAGCUCAAAUCGCGCAGCUCUGGAUUCGCGUCGUUCGACUACGAGGACGGCGACUACCACAAGUCGGACCUGGUCAAGCUGCGGUUCCUUGUGGCGAGUUCGCCGGUGGAUGCGCUGGAGCUCGUGCUGCACCGCUCCAAGGCGUCCUACUUUGGCCGCCUGUGGGUGCAGCGCCUCAAGAGCGCCAUUCCUCGGCAGCAGUUCGAGAUCAAGAUCCAGGCCGUGGUCGGCAGCAAGGUGCUUGCGAGCGAGACGGUGCGUGCGUACCGUAAAGACGUCACGGCUGGUCUCUAUGGCGGUCACUAUGAGCGCAAGCUAAAGCACCUCAACAAGCAAAAGGAAGGCAAGAAGCGGCUCAAGGCCAUGUCGCUCGGCCGCGUCCAGGUGCCCCAGCAAGCGUUUAUGGAAAUCUUGGAUACGCGUCAAAAACGUGAAUAG